UUGAGAACAAAGCAAACAGUUAGUAUGGCAUCAGCAAGCUCCUCGCAGUCCACAUUCAGACUGGGCCGCAGCAAGAAGAGCCCGACCGUUAUGGAUCAGAUCGGAAAGUUCUUUGGAGGAGAAAAGAAGAGGAAGGGAAAGGGCUCUUUCCGUGGUGCUCUCUCCGCCUCACCUCAGAGAUCGAGCUCAUCACCUCGACGCCAGACGGAUGAGAAUGCUGUCAUGCAUUUUUUCAGAACCAUUUUUCUUUUCUCCAAUCAGGCUUCACCUUCUACAACCAAAUCUAGGGGAGAGCAGAAGUCACAGAGCUCGGCAAAAGGUAAAAAAGGACGUGGAGACAGUCAAGGCACUUUAACCAGGAUCUUCAAAAUGGGAGGAAGCCAGUCUGCCUCAUCUACCAAGCGUUGAAGACCCAGUGCCUUUUCCCCAUUUAAUAAUUAGGAGGAAAGGAAGAAGGAUGAAAAAAUACCAAUUUGUCUUUUCUUAUUUUUCUAAUUUAGUAACAAAGACUUGAAUAGGCUUUUGCAUUGAUUGAUAUGUGACAAUACAAUCUGUGUCCUGAGACUUAGUAUUCCUGUUUAGUCUUGUCAGAGUUGUACUAACACUGUGUGUAAUCUUUGGUGAGUUGCUGUCUGAUUGAACUAACUAGUCACUGAUAAUGAAGCUGAGUCAGUUUGAGCUCCUCUCAGGACUGGUUAGGUCAGCAGCCAUAUGUCUAUAAAUGUUUCUGUCUUGUCUCUGUAGUGCUCAAAAAUACUUAACUGUGCAAAGCUUUAGUGUGGCCAGUAUCUCUCUCAGUAUUUUGUUUAUUAGAUCCCAAUAAUUUUUUCUACAUGGCUUACACGCUUCAUUUCUCUAUGAGCACUCUUACCAGAACAAAAUGUUGUAUAAGAUGCCAAGAUGUGCACCGCAUAUCCUAUAGUCUGUUGAACAUAUGUCAUGUGUGUCCUUGUAUUAUUGACAGACUUCCCUAACUGGCUUUUUCAACAUUAUGGGAAUUUUUAUCUGGAGAUUGCGUCUUAAUUUAGUAGCAGAAAAACCUGGCAGCGUGUUUUAAAGAUUAGACUAGGCUAUAUGUUUCAGGCCCUGUGCUAAUCAUUCAUUUGAGCCGACAUUUUCAUUAGGGAUCAAAAGCCAUAAAACCACAAACAAAAAAAAAAGAUGUCUCAUACAAACUAAAACAUACUAUAUGUUGUUUAUGUUGAUGUUACAGCAGUAUCACUAAUAGGUGGCAACAAUUAAAAGUGGGAAAAAA
This is a messenger RNA of Xyrauchen texanus (razorback sucker), 1255 nucleotides long. RefSeq names its product myelin basic protein-like. The record is from RefSeq and is a predicted model, not a curated record. The transcript is spliced from 5 exons. Gene Ontology annotation, molecular function: structural constituent of myelin sheath. Lineage: Eukaryota; Metazoa; Chordata; Actinopteri; Cypriniformes; Catostomidae. Bases 25 to 408 code for a protein of 127 amino acids.